Messenger RNA from Prinia subflava (tawny-flanked prinia), 1520 nucleotides. RefSeq names its product ribosomal RNA processing 7 homolog A (gene RRP7A). The record is from RefSeq and is a predicted model, not a curated record. Lineage: Eukaryota; Metazoa; Chordata; Aves; Passeriformes; Cisticolidae. Gene Ontology annotation, cellular component: CURI complex; UTP-C complex. Gene Ontology annotation, molecular function: RNA binding. The coding region runs from base 152 to 1123 and encodes 323 amino acids. Gene Ontology annotation, biological process: rRNA processing; ribosomal small subunit assembly. The transcript is spliced from 7 exons.
GACAGUGCCUGAGUUUUACAUUGUUUCUACAGAAACAUUAACUCAACUCCGGGGCUGCGGCGGGUUCACCCGCCGCCGCCAUUAUCAGGGCCGCGCCCCGCCCGCAGAACCACAGCUCCCGGCGGUCCCUGCGCCGCCGCGCGCUGAGAAGAUGGCGGCCGCCACUGGGCGUGGGGUGGGAGCGGCGCCGACGGGAUACACGGGUGAGGGGCAGCGCGGAGCUCCGGGAGCGGCGCCGGCGGGAUACACGGGUGAGGGGCAGCGCGGAGCUCCGGGAGCGGCGCCGGCGGGAUACACGGGUGAGGGGCAGCGCGGAGCUCCGGGAGCGGCGCCGGCGGGAUACACGGCUCUGGCGGUGAAGUUCGCGGAGCGGCAGCGCUCGCCCCACUGCCUGUUGGUGAAGGAGCACCAGGUGCGGGAAGGAACCGACACCGCGCACCCCCCUCGCCGCACGCUCUUCGUCCUCAACGUGCCCCCGUACUGCGGCCCGGACUCUCUGUCUAGGCUGUUCUCUCGCUGUGGGCAUGUGCAGUCUGUCGACAUCUGUGACAAGCGAGGGUCAGGAGAGAAAAAAGAUAAACUGACAUCCAAAUUCUUCGACCACAAAACUCUAAAGGGAUUUCAAGUAGCAUACGUGGUGUUCAGGAAACCAGCAGCUGUCCAGGCAGUCAAGGCUCUGUCACAGGAAGGUCCCUUGCUAAUAUCAACAGAGAGCCACCCUGUGAAAACUGGCAUUAGCAAGUGGAUCGCCAGCUAUGAAGCCUCCAUCGUGGAUCCAAAGGAGCUGAAGGCUGAGGUGGAUGCCUACAUGCAAGACUAUGAUAAAAAGAUGGCAGAGGAAGAAGCCAAAGCAGCCAAGGAGGAGGGUGUUCCAGAUGAGGAAGGCUGGGUGAAGGUGACCCGGAAAGGCCGUAAGCCUGGCCUGCCCCGGACAGAGGCUGCCAACCUGCGUGUGCUGGAGAAGGAGAAACAGAAAAGGGCCCGCAAAGAGCUGCUGAACUUCUAUGCCUGGCAGCAUCGUGAGGCCAAGAGAGAGCACAUUGCCCAGUUGAGGAAGAAAUUUGAGGAAGACAAGCAGAGGAUUGCACUGAUGCGAGCCCAGCGAAAGUUUCGGCCAUACUAGGCUGUGCUGAGCUGUUCGUCAGGUGUCUGUGCUGGAGAGGGUAAGAGAGAUGCCCACCGACUCCAUUUGCAAAAGGAUUUUGAGGAACUGAGGCGGCUUUGCAUUCUCUCUAUCCUUGGAUCUGAGAUGGAAGAUCCCAGCAACUGCUAUUGUAGGAGAGUUCCCUUUACUUGCACCAGUAUCCUCCUGCUCUUCUGUCAUUCAGCCCCAUGGCACCACUUCUCAGGGUGCUCAGGUCAAAGGGCUGAGGCACAUCCUGUGACAAUCUGUAUCUCCCUGCCACCCAAAAACACACUUCCUAAAGCUUGGUGAGAGCUGGGAUUGACCUAGCACAGCCACUGCAGGGGCAGGGAAUGGCUGAAGAAUUGUAAAUAAAUUGCUACUACUGUUUUCAGAA